UGACGUAAAAUCCUAGAUACGAAACCUUCUAAAACACCUCGCUAUGACGUCACAACAUGGCGGCGCCCAUGUCGAGACGUAGCUUACCUGAGGCAGCACAAGUCAACACCAAAGUCGCUACAUACAUUACGCCACAUCAGGUAGACUGAUGGAACGAGGUGAAGAGAAGGCUUGGAUCUGUUUUACAUACUAAUUCCAACGCCAUCCUAUGCACAACAUUCAAAGAGAUUCAUACGCAACUGAUGGAGGAAGUUCAGGGCCCCUGCACCAACAGGAAUGGCCAGGCGGUGACGCAAAGUAGGCCACAAUCUCCUGGCUGAACACGAGACAAACAUGGAGUCCACACCGCUUCUUGAAAACAAGGCUAAAGAAGAGAAGUCUAAGCUAGGAAAUCUACUCAAGGCCAACAUUGUGUUUCUUGUUUACCAGCUGUCUAUCAAUGUCCAUGAUCCAGUGUUAACACAAUACCUUUACCAGAGGUACUCCGAGGAGGUGUUCGGCAACAGCACAAAGUCAGCCAGUACUGCUAAUCAAACGUCCAAGUGUUACGUCAAUGAGUCGGAUCCAGGAUACCUGUUACAGGAAAGGGUUCAGGUUCUUACUUCCAACUGUCAGACAAUACUCACAGCUAUCGGAAACUCUACAGCGUUAAUUAGCUGUAUGUUCUUGGGGGCGUAUUCUGAUUUUCUUGGUCGACGAUUUCUCUUCAUAUUACCUUUAGUCGGCCAGAUUCUGAAGAAUGUAUUGACGAUAUUUGUUAUUUACUGGAAUCUAGAUCUGAAAUACCUGUACGUUAGCGAGGUGAUUGAAGGUGUUUCGGGAGGAUAUAAUGGUGUGAUUCUGGCUACCUAUGCCUACACGGCUGACAACACACCACCUAAGAACUCACGGACAGUUGGCAUUGCUGUGCUAGAUUUCACCACCUACCUAGCAGCCGCAGUUUCCCAAGUGAUUACUGGAUACUUCAUCAAAUACCUAGGUUACCUCUACCCGUCCAUAACUACGACUUCGCUAAUGCUUCUGUCACUAAUUCUUGUCGUUGUUCUUCUUCCUGAAACUAUCAACAAAGAUAGAAGAUCCCAGUACCCAUCUCCGGUGAAGGCGGUGAAAAAUGUUUUUGGAUUCUACUUUUCAAAAGAUUUUGGACAAACAAGAAGUCUUUUCUGGCUUUCGCUGACAGCGUAUUUCAUAACAUAUUUUAGUUUGAGUGGUGUCUUUUUUCUGGAGUAUCUUUUCCAGCUGAACCUGCCAUUCUGUUGGGGACCAGAGCUCAUCGGCUAUUUCAAUAUGGCGUUGGCCCUUUCCAGACAAAUUCUUGGGAUUCCAGUCAUCAAACUACUUCAUUUAUGCACCUCCGACCCAGGACUAUGUAUCAUAACAUCUGUCAUACUGGCCGUAUCCUACGUCCUAAAUGGUGUGGCCAACACUGACGUCAUGCUCUUCCUGUGUGUUUUGCCCAGUGGUAUUGCAGCUCCUUUGUUGCCAGCACUGCGGGCUAUCAUGUCACGGAUGGCCCCUCCUGAAAUGCAGGGAUCACUGUUUGCGAGUAUCGGACUUGUGAACAUCAUCUCAUCGGGUACUGGGAUGAUAAUUUUCAACGAGAUGUAUAAUGCCACUGUGAAGAUGCUCCGUGGAUUUGUUUUCUUCGCCGGUGCGGGAUGCCAACUGUUGUGUGCAGUUAUCAUAGUAGUGUUCUUGUGUAUCUCCCGCCGCAGGAGUGUAACUGAUACCUCCACUGUUGGCCUCAAUGACUGAACGCCAGGCCUCAUCAUCUACCAACACAAGUCUGUCACCGACACGACCAUGUGACUGUCACGCGACUCGCGUGUGUGUUAUGCAACAUGGCCGUAAGUGCCUGCGCAUUUGUAUAUUCAGCUAAUCUAGUUGAGCCGUGGGUCCCCUGUUGCUACUUUUCGCUUGUUAUGCAUUGUACCCUCUUGUAGAGGAGUUUACUAGUAUUUUGUAUAUGUGACUCCCGUCACUGUUUCUGAUUUUAUAAGGGAGAUAUAAGCUUUAUACCGCUCCCACCUUUAUGUAUACCCCUUAUUUGAUCAGGGUUUUUGUUAACUACAAAAUUGUACAAACUAUUGUCUCAAUAUCCACCUAUAUCUAAUUGUAGUAGAGCUAACGCUCUUCUUAUACAUGUAUUCCCCUUCACUGUACAUACGCUUACAAGUGAGUUAUGGUCGUUUAUGUACCCAAGUAUUAGCACACUUCUUUGUUGGACAGAGUCUAGGUGCCAACCUUCACCCUCGCGUGAGGUAUGUCCUCUGCGACGUCCACGCGGUUACGUUAUAGCUGGACCUGGCCAGUUAUCCGACACACCUGGGGAAAGUUAGACUGCUGUGUGCAUGUCGGCCUACUACCAGUUGUCAAUUGCCGCAUCGUGGGGACCGAACAUGGGAGCUCAAGACUGGUUUUUGUGAUGGUACAUCUUGUUCUGGUCUGUUUGUCCUAUUGAUCACUUUGGGUGUUAAAUGUUUAUUGGCCCGAUACUCUCCCUGUAAGUGGCGGUAGUUACGGUGGAGUAAUCAAUAACACGGAAGGCCUCUGACAGGUAAUUAAGGGCAACAAUGGAGUGUGUUAAUUGAAUCACAACACCUAGCUGAUUGCAAUUAGACAAGGGGCAAUUAAGCAAGCUGGAUACAGGUGUAAUUAACAGGUGUAUUA
Messenger RNA from Haliotis rubra (blacklip abalone), 2670 nucleotides. RefSeq names its product solute carrier family 46 member 3-like. The record is from RefSeq and is a predicted model, not a curated record. NCBI's taxonomy places the organism in Eukaryota, Metazoa, Mollusca, Gastropoda, Lepetellida, Haliotidae. The coding region runs from base 334 to 1755 and encodes 473 amino acids. The transcript is spliced from 6 exons. Gene Ontology annotation, molecular function: transmembrane transporter activity. Gene Ontology annotation, cellular component: membrane. Gene Ontology annotation, biological process: transmembrane transport.